AUUUACAAAGUAAUGCGUUAGAUUACUAGUUACUGCGUUACAGUAACGCGUUAGUCCCAACACUGCCUGUAACACACAACACACCUGUACCUGUCUUUAUCAUCAUGUGCUCAGCAGCUACAGUGUAUAAAUGUCUACACGUACAUGUAUUGAUCAUCUAUAUGUUUGAUCAUCUAUAUGUUUGAUCAUCUAUAUGUUUGAUAGUGUAAUAUACCACCUGUCCUACACCUGAAUGUGAACCCCCUGUCUUUCAGGCCACCCUGUCCCUGCUGCUGGACCACCUGAGCCUGGUGGCCUCCCUCAGCCCCUGGAACAGGAUGACCCACCAGAACCUGGCGGUCUGCUUCGGCCCGGUUUUGCUCACCCCCACCCAGGAGGCCUGGAGGGGAGGGGGAGGCAGGAUGGGGGGGAAGGCGUUGGGGGAGGAGAGUGCGGUGGACUUCAAGAGACACAUCGAGGCUCUGCAUUACCUGCUGCAGCUGUGGCCAGUGCCGACCAAUCGAGUGCCAUCAGACGACCACAGCGACGCCUCCCCCCCUCCCUCCCCCGGCCUGACCCAUAAACCCCUGCGGAAGAAGCAGCCUCGGCUUCCUGCGCUGCGAAUGGCUCAGAGCCCUGAACAGAAAGUGGUGUCACGCCGCGGUCGAGACGCCCGGUUGGAGAGUCCGCCACCGAUCAACCGGUACGCCGGGGACUGGAGCGUUUGUGGGCGGGACUUCCUGUCCGGACAGGAAGCCGACUAUGACGAGGUGGCAGGAAGCGACAGCGACGGAGGCAGCAGUGAUGAAGAGGAGCAGAAGAAAAGGUGCAGCAGUGAUGAAGAGGAGCAGAAGAAGAGGUCCUGGUCUUCAUCAGCAGCAGGACCAGGUCUUUAUGUCGAAGAGUUCCUGGACUUUGACGCUCCGUUCAACUGUCGACUGAGUUUGAAGGACUUCGACACUCUGAUCCACGACCUGGAGCGAGAACUGAUCCACAUCUGCCUGUAGUUCCUGAUGUUCCUGAUCUUCCUGAUGGUUCUGAUGUUCCUGAUAGUUCUGAUGGUUCUGAUGGUUCUGAUGGUUCUGAUUGUUCCUGGUGGUUCUAAGGUUCCUGAUGGUUCUGAUUGUUCCUGGUGGUUCCAAGGUUCCUGAUGGUCCUGAUGGUUCUGAUGGUUCUGAUUGUUCCUGGUGGUUCUAAGGUUCCUGAUGGUUCUGAUGUUCCUGAUGUUCCUGAUGGUUCUGAUGGUUAUGAUGGUUCUGAUGGUUCUGAUGGUUCUGAUUGUUCCUGGUGGUUCCAAGGUUCCUGAUGGUCCUGAUGGUUCUGAUGGUUCUGAUUGUUCCUAGUGGUUCUAAGGUUCCUGAUGGUUCUGAUGGUUCUAAGGUUUCUGGUGGUUCCUGGUGGUUCCUGGUGGUUCUAAGGUUCUUGAUGUUCCUUUGCCGUCAAAGCAGAUUAUUUAUUUUUUUUGAUCGAAAGGUAAACGUAGCUCUAAACUGAAGGAGACGAGAGGGAACUAAUGUUGGUUCCCUCAUCAGAACAGUUUUAUUUGUAUUAUUGCUAUUAUUAUUGUUGGUGCAGUGUGGACCCUCUGAAGAUGUGAACGGGUUCUGGUGGUUCUGGUGGUUCUGGGUAUCAGGGUACUAUCCUGUCGGGCUGUUGAAGCCAUAAUCUCUAUUUUACAUCUUACAACUUUGAAGGGAACGUCUUGCAGAACCCAUUGCGCUGCUGCUUCUCCUAUUCCUUCCAGGUUCUCCUCCCAGGUUCUCCUUCAGGGUUCUCCUAGUCCUUCAGUUUCCUGUUAGUCCUGCAGGUCCUAAAGGGUUCCUGUAGGGUUCAGGUUCCUGAUGGUUUCAGGUUCCCCUGGAUUCCAGCAGAGCGAUGUGUUCUGCAGAGGUUCUUCAGUAUUUCGCGGUACAGAGUGAUGAAGGAAUCCGUACUGAGGGUUACAGACAGAAGCUGUUUACUGUUUGUUUCUCAUGUUUGUUGACAGUAUUUUUGUGUUGACAGUAUUGUUGUUUGGUUGACAGUAUUAUUGUUUUGUUGACAGUAUUAUUGUUUUGUUGACAGUAUUGUUUUGUUGACAGUAUUGUUGUUUUGCACAGAUAUUAAGCACUUCUGUUGUUAUUGACGACGAUGUUUCUAUGCAGAUGAACCAAAGUGUGGAAGCACAUUUCCUGUCUGUAUGUUUUAUAACCCGACCAAAUAUUAAACACUUAUUAUUAUUA
Molecule: messenger RNA, 2201 nt
Organism: Notothenia coriiceps (black rockcod)
Lineage: Eukaryota; Metazoa; Chordata; Actinopteri; Perciformes; Nototheniidae
Product: rho GTPase-activating protein SYDE1-like
Exons: 4
Coding region: 318-986 (222 amino acids)
Biological process (GO): cell migration; regulation of Ras protein signal transduction
Cellular component (GO): synaptic membrane
Molecular function (GO): GTPase activator activity
Source: RefSeq, a predicted model, not a curated record